Entamoeba histolytica HM-1:IMSS is the source of this 623-nucleotide messenger RNA. RefSeq names its product Rab family GTPase. Lineage: Eukaryota; Evosea; Mastigamoebida; Endamoebidae. The coding region runs from base 1 to 603 and encodes 200 amino acids. The transcript has a single exon. The record is from RefSeq and is a predicted model, not a curated record. Gene Ontology annotation, molecular function: GTPase activity; GTP binding.
AUGAGCACAAAUGCAAAUAGAAAUAAACAAGCAAGUGAUGAAUUACCAAUUAAAAUUGUAAUUAUUGGAGAUUUAGGAGUUGGAAAAACAUCACUUAUUCAUAAAUAUUGCGAAUAUAGUGGAGAAGUUAAAGAGCUAAAUCAUAAGAGCUUAGUUUUUCAAAAUCGUAAAUUAAAACUAGUAUUACCUGAUACUUGUGGAGCUGAACAAAUGGCUACUGUUACUUCUGCUGUUUAUCAAAAUGCUUCUGCUUGUGUUUUUGUUUAUGAUAUUACAAAAAAUGAUUCAUUAUUAUCUCUUCAAAAUUGGGUUGGAGAAUUAAAACGAUACGGUCCAGAUAAAGGUAAUGUUCCAAAAUUUUUAUGUGGAAAUAAAACUGAUCUUGAAAGUCAAAUUAAUGAAAAUGACUUUAAAGAUUUUCUCACUAAAAAUCCAAUGAAAGACUUUAAAAUUUCUGUUCAAAAUGGUGAAGGAAUUGAUGCUAUGUUUAAUACAAUUCUUCCAGAAGCAAUUGAAGAAUCAAUUAAACAAUUGAAAGCAAAAGGUAGACCAAUUCCACCUCCAAUAAAAGAGAAAAAGAGUGGUAAGUGUGCUUUGCUUUAAUUCAAAAAUUGUUUGAUGUU